Molecule: messenger RNA, 1571 nt
Organism: Neurospora tetraspora
Lineage: Eukaryota; Fungi; Ascomycota; Sordariomycetes; Sordariales; Sordariaceae
Product: Borealin N terminal-domain-containing protein
Exons: 3
Coding region: 146-1318 (390 amino acids)
Biological process (GO): mitotic sister chromatid segregation
Cellular component (GO): chromosome passenger complex; chromosome, centromeric region; spindle midzone
Source: RefSeq, a predicted model, not a curated record
CUGCAACACACUUCGAGUCGCUCAUCCAUCAAGAAUACACCGAUUAAAACAUCCACACUUUUUCCGCUAACGAUUCCGACCCAUUCCUUUCUAAAAGCCCAAAAUCACAGCUGACAGAAUUGCCAUCAUCCGAUCUACGGCGACCAUGUCUCCAACCACCGGCGCGAAACGCAAGUCGGACGAGGCCGACGUUCCUGACGACGAGCACAACACCGGCCUCGCGGCGCCGUCGCUUGACAGAAGUACAACAGAAAACGGACGACCAAUUGGCAGCGAAAGUCCCGCGAAGAAGAAGAGGCGAACAGGAAUCACGGCCGCGCAGAAACAAGCGCUGAUUGACAACUUACAGCUCGAGCUCACCGAACGCGCUCGCAAACUCCGGGCGAACUACAACAUCCAUGCGCAAAGUCUUCGAACCCGCAUCGAAAUUCGCGUCAACCGCAUUCCCAUGUCCCUUCGCAAAGUGAAGAUGGGCGAUCUCAUACAAAAGUACUCUACCGAACAGCAACAGAAGACCACGACCACAUCCAACGGUCCCCCGGUACCACCGAAAGAUGCGACAACAUCACGCCCCAUUUUCCAGCGACCAGCGGUCGCUUCUCGACCUACCUCUCCCAUACGGCCCAGUCCAAUUAAGACAAUCAGCCACGAAGUCUCCGGUCGCGACAAAGAAAACUACGAAAUCGAGCCCACAAACACGGAAAAACGACAACGUCUCGGCCCAGCAGCCGACAUCCUGCGCAACCACCCCAACCAAGUCCUCUCGCCGACAUCAUCCAACUCGCGCCUAGCACCACGAGGGGAGCGCACCCCAUCACCUACCAAACAACACCACCACAACCAAACGGGCAUCGGCGCGCGCCCAAUUUCCCCAACCAAACCCACAGCCGGCACAAGCGCAUCCGCCCUCCUCAGCAACAUGGUCGAAAAGGCGCGAUCGCGAGCAAACAGCCCACAAAAGCAUUCAACAAUAACAGAGAUGACGCAAGCCAGCGCGGCGAAAUCCAGAGCCAGAGCGGCAACCACUUCGACGGCUUAUGCUGCCACACGGACAUCGCGGAGAGUUAGUGGCGCCAGCGUGUCUAGUGAGGCAAGCAGCACGUCAUCAGUGGCGGCUCGGAGGCAGCGGCCGGCGACGGCCACGGGCGCGAGGCCUGGAACGGCGGCUAGUGCGAAGAGAGGUGUGAUGAGUACCAUCAAGAAGGGUGUGGCGGCGACGAAGAAGGCGGCCGGUGGUGGGACGAAGGAGAAGGCGGAGAAGGCGGCGGCGGCGGCGGCUCCCGCUGCGUCGGGGAGGGUGUUGAGGAAGAGGGGGUGAGCCGUUUUUAGUUUCGGUUUUGCGUGCUGGCUUUCGUAUGUCUUUUCAUUGCUGGUGUAUGGAUAUGGAGGGAGCCCGUUCAGGUUGUACGCUGUGGGAUUAGCAUUGUUACGGUUUGGCGUUGGUUUGUAUAGAUAUCAGGACCGCCGCUAGGUGUCAGCUGCGCAGAGUUCGGCAUUAUGUAUUAGGUCUGGAAGGGUACAUUGAGGGACAGUGGGACAUUGCAAAUUCAAGUCCUUUUAUCAUUUGGCGC